AUGAACGCUUUCGAAACAGAAUUAGGUGUACUAACUGAAAUAGCGAAAGCUGUUGAUGAAAUGGGUUGGCUAUUGCCAACAGAUGUUCAAAGUGAAGCUAUUCCGGUGAUUCUCGAUGGCGCUGAUGUUUUAAUGGCAGUAGAAACGGGUAGUGGAAAAACCGGUGCAUUUUGUUUACCAAUAUUACAAAUUGUGCAUGAAACAUUGAGAGAUAUUCAAGAAGGAAAUAAGGGUCCUCGCGCACGAAAACAAGCCAGUGCAAGUAAUGAAUUGAAACCACUGCAACUUAAGUUUCAUGAUCGAUCACAUGGAUUAGGUUAAUUUAUUUAUUUAUUUUUCUAUUAUCAAAUAUCCCAAUGAAAAUAAACCU
This is a messenger RNA of Rotaria socialis, 370 nucleotides long. The record is from the annotation of a GenBank genome assembly. NCBI's taxonomy places the organism in Eukaryota, Metazoa, Rotifera, Eurotatoria, Philodinida, Philodinidae.